AUGGAAGGAAAUUGCAGUGUUGUUAUUCAACGUAUCCUUCCACCAAAGCAUAAGGAUCCAGGAAGUGUCACAAUACCAUGUUCUAUUGGUGAAGUUGCAAUCGGCAAGGCUCUCAUUGACUUGGGAGCCAAUAUCAAUUUAAUGCCACUCUCCAUGUGCCAGCAACUUGGAGAGUUAGAGAUAAUGCCCACUCGCAUGACCUUACAGUUGGCUGAUCGCUCCAUCACAAGACCCUGUGGAGUGAUUGAAGACGUUCUGGUUAGGGUCAAACAUUUGAUCUUUCCAGCUGAUUUUGUAGUGAUGGACAUAGAAGAAGAUGCUGACAUUCCCCUAAUUCAUUGA
Glycine soja is the source of this 342-nucleotide messenger RNA. RefSeq lists its product as uncharacterized. The coding region runs from base 1 to 342 and encodes 113 amino acids. The record is from RefSeq and is a predicted model, not a curated record. Lineage: Eukaryota; Viridiplantae; Streptophyta; Magnoliopsida; Fabales; Fabaceae. The transcript has a single exon. Gene Ontology annotation, molecular function: aspartic-type endopeptidase activity. Gene Ontology annotation, biological process: proteolysis.